Molecule: messenger RNA, 1771 nt
Organism: Danio aesculapii
Lineage: Eukaryota; Metazoa; Chordata; Actinopteri; Cypriniformes; Danionidae
Product: calsequestrin-2-like
Exons: 11
Coding region: 263-1492 (409 amino acids)
Biological process (GO): regulation of cardiac muscle contraction by regulation of the release of sequestered calcium ion
Cellular component (GO): sarcoplasmic reticulum lumen
Molecular function (GO): calcium ion binding
Source: RefSeq, a predicted model, not a curated record
UGCUCUCUCCCAUCCUAUUACCAGCACAAUCAGCCACUCUUUGUCUCUGCUCAGGAGAGAAGGCAGAGAGUCAAAGGUUUUUGCCUGAAGAAAGCUGACUUUUCAUUUUGCAGACUUUUUGACCCUCUGGAAGAAGGCCUGGGCAGUUGGCAUAACAAUUAUUGACUUCUAUAACACUUCUAUACCAGAGGUGUCAAAUAGCCAGUGAAGCUGCAUGAAGAGACACAGAUUCUAUUUGGAAAGGUCUUUGAUACUAUAGACCAUGCAGACCAUUUGGAUCUUGCUGCUUGCCUCUAUGGGCUUCUCCACUCUGGCCAGUGCUAAGAAAGGCCUCGAAUUCCCUCGUUAUGAUGGCGAAGACCGUGUCCUGGACAUAGAUGAUAAGAACUACCGCAAAGCUCUGAAGAAAUACGACAUGCUGUGUCUGUUCUACCAUGCUCCUCCACCGGCUGCCAAAGAGCUUCAGAAACAGUUGCAUUUGACUGAACUAGUGCUGGAGUUAGCUGCUCAAGUCUUGGAGGAAAAGGAUAUUGGCUUUGGAAUGGUUGACUCCCAGAAAGAUGCAAAGGUUGCCAAGAAACUAGGUUUACAUGAGGAGGGUAGCGUCUAUAUCUUUAAGGAUGACCGUGUGAUCGAAUUUGAUGGACUUCCCUCUGCAGACACUCUUGUGGAAUUCCUUUUGGAUCUAUUAGAAGAUCCGGUUGAGAUAAUUGACAAUGCUCUGGAAUUACGAGCUUUUGACCGUAUGGAGGAAGACAUCAAACUCAUUGGCUUUUUCAAGAGUCAUGAGUCUGAACAUUAUCUUGCUUUCCAAGAGGCCGCUGAACAGUUUCAGCCUUUUAUCAAAUUUUUUGCCACCUUUGAGAAAUCUGUUGCUAAAGAGCUGACUCUGAAGAUGAAUGAGGUGGACUUCUAUGAGCCCUUCAUGGAGGAACCAGUAACCAUUCCAGACAAACCCCACUCAGAAGAAGAGCUGGUGGCCUUCAUAUCUGAACACAGGAGACCAACUCUAAGAAAGCUUAAGGCAGAGGACAUGUUUGAGACCUGGGAGGAUGAUUUGAAUGGGAUUCACAUUGUAGCUUUUGCUGAAGAGGAGGACCCUGAUGGUUUUGAAUUCUUGGAGAUUUUAAAGGAAGUCGCCAGAGACAACACACACAACCCAGACCUGAGCAUUGUGUGGAUCGACCCAGACAACUUCCCAUUGCUCAUUCCUUACUGGGAGAUGACCUUCAAGGUAGACCUCUUUAGACCACAGAUUGGCGUGGUUAAUGUUACAGAUGCGGAUAGUGUGUGGUUGGAGAUACCCAAUGACGAUGAGCUGCCGACAGCUGAGGAGCUGGAAAACUGGAUAGAAGAUGUCCUUUCUGGAACAGUAAACACAGAAGAUGAUGAUGAUGACAAUGAUGAUGAUGAUGAUGAUGACGACGACGACGACGAUGAUGAUGAUGAUGAUGACGAUGAUGACAAUGAUGAUGAUGAUGAUGAUGAAUAACUCCUAUACUGUGAAAAUCUGAGAAAACAUUUCUUGUCUUUCAAAAGCUAAUCAUUUUGUACAUCAGUGGAUAAACUGCAUAGUGUUCUUAAUGUUACAUUUAAACGAUACAAGAGAAAAAUGUUUCAUUUAUACUGGUGACCAUUACUUUGGAAUCAUUUCCAUGAAGCUCUAUUUAAAGUGUUAAUUCACCCCAAAAUUGUCCUCAUCCUUGUGUUGUUCCAAACCAUCAUAGCAUUGUUCAUCUUCAGAAAAAAAAUUAAAACAUUUUAGUUGAAA